Metarhizium brunneum ARSEF 3297 is the source of this 1446-nucleotide messenger RNA. RefSeq names its product Beta-cyclopiazonate dehydrogenase. Gene Ontology annotation, molecular function: oxidoreductase activity. NCBI's taxonomy places the organism in Eukaryota, Fungi, Ascomycota, Sordariomycetes, Hypocreales, Clavicipitaceae. The record is from RefSeq and is a predicted model, not a curated record.
AUGAGAUUGUCGCAAUUUGUCACCGCUUUACCCCCGUGGCUCGGAGCAUGUGCAGGAUCAAGAUGGCACGCACAGCCGAACGUGGUCGAUGUUGAUGUCGCCAUCGUUGGCGGCGGCGCUGGCGGCAUCCACGCCGCAAUUCAUUUGAAGGAUGCCGGCGCCAGUGUUGUCGUCAUCGAGAAAAAGGACCAGAUUGGCGGCCAUGCGGAAACAUAUAUCAACCCCGACACCGGCGUAACCAGCAACGUCGGCGUCGUCCUCUUUGAGAAGACGGAGCUGGUCAAGCGCUACUUCGCACGCCUCGGAGUUCCCGCGAUAACUUCCACCCUGGCGGCCGGCUUUUCUUCCAAACCACUGUCAGUAGAGCUGUAUGACUUCGCCUUGGGUACGCGCAUCCCACCCACAGAUGCCGCAGACGCCAUGGCCCAGCAGCAGGCUGUUGAAGCCGCCGCGCAAGCUUACACGCAGAAUGUCCUGAGCAAGUACGCAUGGAUCGACCAGGGCUUUUUUGUCCCAGACCCCGUUCCCGAGGAGCUGUACCUUCCCUUCAGCCAGCUCGCAGACAAGUACGGCUUCUCUGCCCUGCUUCCCACCGUCGCCCAGCUGAACUGGUAUACGGGCAACCUCACGACCAUCCCGGCCCUGUACGGCCUCAAGAGCCUCGGACCUGGCUUUCUGAGCAGCAUCCUUGAAGGAGAGUACAUCUUCUCCGGCACUGGCGACACCAGGAACCUCUACGACAAGGCCCUGGAGGAGCUGGGCUCCAGCGUCCUCUUGAGCACCGCCAUCCUCAGCGUUAACCGUCACUCCAACUCGACCGGUGUCACCCUCCUGGUUGCCGAGCCCGACAAGGCCCCUACCACGAUCCGUGCCCGCAAGCUUCUCAUUGCCAUUCCGCCGACACUGAGCAACAUGUGCGCCUUUGACCUCGACGAGCAAGAGCGGGCCAUCUUCUCCAAGUUCUUCUCCCUUGGCUGCUUUGCCGGCGUGGCCCGGGUCCCCGGCUUCAACGGCUCGCUUAUCAACUUUGGAGCCCAGACCCCCUUCAACCAGCCCAUCAUUCCGGGGAACAGUGUCUUCGUCAACGCCGGAUCGCCUGAGGAGGUCUUGAUCGCCGCGGGCUUCGACAGCGGCGACGUCACGGAUGAACAAGGAAAGGACCUCGUCCGCAAGAACCUGGCCACCCUGGCGGCGGCGGGUGCCGUUCCGGAAGACGCAGCCGAGACUGUCACGUUCCCGUACACCUCCAACCACACGCCGUACAAUGUGCGCGUCACGGCCGAAGACAUCAGGGCCGGUUUCUACACCAAGUUGCUGGCGCUCCAGGGCUCCCGUAACACAUACUGGACUGGGGCGGCGUUUGCGGGCCAUAACAGCGCUCUGGUCUGGACGUGGAACGAGGGGACGAUUGUGCCUCGCCUGAAGGGGGAGCUUGGACUGGAAUGA